Molecule: messenger RNA, 1891 nt
Organism: Limulus polyphemus (Atlantic horseshoe crab)
Lineage: Eukaryota; Metazoa; Arthropoda; Merostomata; Xiphosura; Limulidae
Product: zwei Ig domain protein zig-8-like
Exons: 5
Coding region: 207-1157 (316 amino acids)
Biological process (GO): synapse organization
Cellular component (GO): neuron projection membrane
Source: RefSeq, a predicted model, not a curated record
UAGAGUUAGAGUUUGCACUGUUAGAGAACGGACUCCAGAACCGGAAAGACCUACUUAGUUGCUUGGUAGUUCGUGCUUUCACUCCCGUUUGUGACUAACCAAUCAGACUGUAACGUCAGGCACGUAAUAAACGCAUAAGAUAGCUGGACUGUAAACUUUACACAGUAAAAUAUCGUAUCUGAUACUGUUUAUGCUUUGCUCGAAUCAUGUUAUUCAAGGAAAAUAGAAUUUCACUCACGACCAGUGCAAGAAGAAAACCCUGGUUCUACAGUGCCCAGAGUAUCCGAACCAUCGCUGGCAUUUUUCUCUGUUUAGUUGUCCUGAACGGAUUCGUGGAAGGAGAUUUAUCCAAGGACGAGCUAAUCCAGACAGAAAGAAAACGGUUGAUGUCACUGUCUAAGAAUGGUGAUUAUUGGUUGUUUGUGCAGUCCACAUCUCCAUCUUUUGGCCAAAGUAGAGAAAAAAACAUCACUACCCAACUGGGCCAGACCGUCUAUUUACACUGUAUUGUCAAUAACAUCGGAGACAAAGCGGUUGCUUGGAUUCGUCGACAUGACCUCCAUCUUUUAACUGUGGGAACAGUGACCUACAUUAGUGAUAACAGAUUUAGUCCCGUCCACGUAGAAAGCACCGGUGACUGGUCACUCCAGAUCAAGUAUCCACAACUGACAGACGCUGGGUUGUAUGAAUGCCAAGUGAGCUCUGACCCUAAAAUAAGUUUCUUUGUCCGUUUACACGUUUUAGAACCAAUAGCUGAGAUACUUGGUGCUCACCCUCUAUACGUGAAAACAGGAACUUCCAUCAACUUGACAUGCGUGAUCAGUGACAGCCCUGAGCUACCUGUCUUCGUCUUCUGGUACCACAACGAUCGAAUGAUCAAUUACGACACAGAAAGGGGGAUGAUUUCCCUCCAUAAAUGGGGUGAUGACGCUGCAAUCAGUACACUUUACAUAAGAGAUGCUCAGCCGACUGACUCAGGAAAUUACACUUGUAGCCCUUCGAAUGCCGAGGCCACCGGAAUUUCAGUGUUCUUUUUAAACGGGGAAAAACAGGCUGCCAUUCAACGAGAUGCCAAUACUUCACAAGCGUCCUCUAGAAGUCAAUGGGAGGUUUGGAAAUUUAUUCUUCUUUCUGUUUCUUGGAAGCUUCUCAGAUGACAGCCUUGUCGUUAUCUUUCCUUCUGAACUAUUCAUGAUGGUGAAGAAAAAGAAACUAAAGCCGACAUAAAUAUCAGCAGCAGUUUGAACUUCUGGGUGUACAGUAAUAUCUGACGGUAUUUCUUUGCUAUGUCUUUUAAAAGAAUCACCACAAAAAACGGAUACUUACUUACGUGAUACUAGUUUCUUUAUUUGUCCAGAAAAAACAUUCAGUGUAAAAAGCUUAGAAACCACAAUGACAAAUAAUUAGGGAUAUUUUUUAAGUUAUUACCUUCGAUACUGGUUCGUGAAUGGAUACAACGGAAGAGGAAGGACCACUCUAGCUUGUACGGUGGUUAGUUGGGAAGGAUGCGUUUUGUCAGGCACCAACACACCUUCCAAACGUUUGAAAUAAAUAUAACUUCCACUUUGCGUUCCUUAAUAAUUUAUUCUGUGAAUGGUUGUCUUUAUUAACGCACAGCCAUAUUCUAUUGAGAUAUAGCUCAAAUUUUGUCGUUGUUCUCAAAUUUAAACUCAUUAGUGUUGGAAGUGUCACUGUUUUAUGUUCCUUUUGAAGGAUUUACCUUUUAUUUCUUUUAGGCGCAAAAUGUGAAUGAUUCAGUUUUAAAAAAAAAGAACGAGAAAAAAAUUCGUUUUAAUUUUUAGGGAAAUUAAUGAACGUGAAGAGUAUCUGUGGCAUAUUACUAUAAAUUCGAUCAAAAAAUUGUUGUCCUAAUGGUUGAGAUAUUCUCUAA